GCAUGGAAAAGGCGGGGAAAAGAUGGGAGGAUGGCUUUCCUGAUUGGACGGGGCGCCCGGGGGGGGCGUGGCAGGGUUCUGGAUGGCACUUCCGACGGAAGAGAGGCCGGCGGGCGGACGAGCGGACGGGCGCCGAGUUCGCGGCCAGUCAUCGCCAAGGGAAGAGGAGGAGGCUCUCCCAGUGCCAGUACUGGUUUGGCCAUGGAGGCGGAGACACGGAGUGUGCAGAUCCAGUUCCCGCAGUACGCGUCGGUGCUGCUGGAGUCGCUGAACAAGCACCGCCUGGAGGGCAAGUUCUGCGACCUGGCGGUCCACGUCCAGGGGAGGGUCUUCCGGGCCCACAAGAGCGUCCUGGCGGCCGCUUCGCCCUACUUCCACGACAAGCUCCUCCUCCGUGACACUGACUGCCUGGUGCUUCCGGCUGUCAUCGAGCCUGAGGCCUUCGAGAACCUGCUGCAGCUGAUCUACUCGGGCCGCCUGAGGCUCCUGCUGGAGGCCCUGCCCAGCCACCUCCUCGUGGCUAGCGGCCUACAGAUGUGGCAGGUGGUGGACCAGUUCUCGGCCAUCCUCAAGGAGCUGGACGGCGGGCCCUGCCGGCCCUGGGGGCUCCCCCGAGCCACUGAGAGCCAGUCCCCCAGCAGCAGCAACUAUUUCGUUGGCCCCCGGGAUGAUGACGGGGAGGGGGCUACCAUUGCUGGGGCUGUGGGGGGAGCCGAGGGCGAGGAGGAGGAGGAGGGCGAGGUGAUGAAGAUCCGGGUCAACCAUGAUGCUGAAGAGGAAGAGGACGAUGAAGAGGAGGAAGAGGAGGAGCAGCAGCAGCCCCACCGGGGCCCUGUCCGCAGUGAGGGGGGCCCCUCUGCCCAGGCCAGGGGUCCACGUGGGGAGCAGGGCGCCCCCUCUUCUUCCUCCUCUUCCUCCCAUGACACUGCUCCUCGGGUCUUCUACAUCAAACAGGAACGCUUUGACCCCGGGGAGGGCCCUGCCGACGGUGGGCUCGGGGGCUCCAUGGGGAGGCCGUUGGGGUCGGCAUCUGAGGGUCCCUCGGGGCUGUGCCAUGCAGAGAUCCAGGAGUCAGGGCAGGUCAGCUACAUUUAUCCCGGGGGCCCCUCGUGGCUCUCCCCGCCACCUCCGGCAUCCGGUUUCUCCGGCAAAGGCCAGGUCUUCUCGGCGGAUUCGGUGGCCUUCCCCGAGAGCUCCUGGAAGCCCCUGGACCUCCAUGGCAAUGAGAUCCUGGCCCAGGGGGCCCACGGCCAGGCGGCCCACGCCCCGGUUAAGCUGCUCUCGGCCCCCGACGGGAAGCGCUUCGGCUGCCUGUGCGGGAAGCGCUUCGCGGUGAAGCCCAAGCGGGACCGGCACAUCCUGCUGACCUUCAGCCUGCGGCCCUUCGGCUGCUCUGUCUGCAACAAGAAGUUCAAGCUGAAGCACCACCUGACGGAGCACAUGAAGACCCACGAGGGCACCCUCUACGCCUGCGAGGACUGCGGACGCAAGUUCCGUGUCCAGAGCUGCUUCCUCAAGCACAAGGAACUCUGCAAGGGGCAAGGCUGGGCCACCGCCUGCUGGACCUACAAGUAGCCCCCCAGUGGAGAGCCACAGCCCACGGAGGCACCUCCGGCAGAACUCUCAGCAAGGCCCAUGGACAGAUGGACAGGCGAGGGCACCUGGGGGGACCACCUCCGUUCCCAGGAAAGGUCCCUCCACGUGGGGAUUGGACAGGCAGGUUUUGGGUCAAAGGGGUCAAAAGUGGACUCCUCUAGAACUGAGGGUAAACCUCCCAGCAUCCGAUUCAGCUGUGGGUGCAGAGCCUUUUCUAGCCUUCUGUCCCUGGAUUCAGUGGUCAGCUUGCUCCAGCCAUGAUGGAAGAUCUAGAGAUCAGUAGGGAGAACACCAAUUCACUUUCUAGGGAUUUCUCGGCCCUACAGUGUGGCAGGCCUGCAUAACUCAGCAAUAAUAAGGGGCCAAAACUGAAGUAAGCCAAACUUCUUCAGGCCAUUGCCCAGUUGGCUGAGACUCCUCGUGUGACCACCAGUUGGCUCUGCCCCUUCUCACAUCGACAUUCACAGAAUCAGGGGGGUUGACCUGAAGUUUUGCCCUCUUCUUCAUUCGACAGGAAGGGUUAAUUGGAGAUCCAGUGGGAGAUACAGCCUCUAAACCCUUUAGGGAGCCAUAUGCGACCCGUGAGCCAUACAUUGUGCAGGCCUGCUGUGUGGUCAGCUCCCUCCAAUCCUGCCGGAAAGGUCUAGAGCAGGACUGCAGAAGAGAAGGCUGAGAGGAGACAUGAUAGCCAUGUACAAAUACGUGAAGGGAAGUCAAAGGGAGGAGGGAGCAAGCUUGUUUUCUGCUGCCCUGCAGACUAGGACACGGAACAAUGGCUUCAAACUACAGGAAAGGAGAUUCCACCUGAACAUCAGGAAGAACUUCCUCACUGUGAGAGCUGUUCGACAGUGGAACUCUCUCCCCGGGGCCGUGGUGGAGGCUCCUUCCUUGGAGGCUUUUAAGCAGAGGCUGGAUGGCCAUCUGUCGGGGGUGCUUUGAAUGCGAUUUCCUGCUUCUUAGCAGGGUUGGACUGGAUGGCCCAUGUGGUCUCUUCCAACUCUACUAUUCUAUGAUUCUAUGAUUCUAUGACUACACAACCUUCCGCCUUCUACAUUUUUUGAACUUCAGUUCCAAGAAUCUCUGACCAUUGGGCCAGCUGCCUGGGACUUCUGGAAGUUGGGAGUCUUAAACCCCUGAAGGGUUAUGGGCCCGGUCUAGAGAUUGCUAGGGAGAACUCCGCUUGCGCGAUCUCUAGGUCCUCCAGUGUGGCAGGCCUGCACAACUUGGCAAUAGUAAGGGGCCAGAAUUCAAAGGGGCCAAAGGUCUUCAGGCUUCCCAGUCUUGAUUGCCUACAUGUGGCCACACAGAGGUCUUGUGCCUCCACAGAAUGAGGAGAUGAGACCUGAACCAGUAGUCUUCUGCUCCCAUGGACUACAGGGGUUGUAGGGCCUUAUGUUGUGCAGGUCUGCCGUAUGGUCAGCUGCCUCCAGUCAUGCUGGAAAAUCUGGAGAUUACUCGGGAGAACCCCAUUCUAGGGAUCUCUAGGACUUCCAGUGCGAUUCUGUGGUUGGCGUGCAGCAGAAGUUGGUCACAAAGUCAUGCUGGAAGACCUAGGUUCUAGAGAGCUGUUCUAUAUCAGAGAACCUAUUGGAUGAAAUUAAAAUAAAUUUAUUUCUUAUAUUGUUGAAGGCUUUUACGACUAGAAUCACUGGGGCGUUGUGUAGUUUCUGGGCUGUAUGGCCAUGUUCUAGCAGCACUUUCUCCUGACGUUGCAUCUGCAUCUGUGGCUGGCAUCUUCAGAGGUUCCUCUGCAAAAUGUCAGGAGAAAAUGCUGCUAGAACUCAGCCAUACAGUCCAGUGACCACACAACACCCCAUUCUCCAUCGUGGUCAACUGUGAAAUCGCACAUAUGUAUGUGAAAUCGCACAUAUACACUAUGUGCAAAUUUCACAGGUGACUACUCGGAGAAAUACGGUUACAGGUAAGCAACCUUUACAUUUCUUUAUGGAUUUUCUCUGUCACGGGGGUCUUGUGCCUGAUACUCCAGCAAAUGUGGAGAUUAGUUGUAUGAGGGUCAUUAAAAAAAGAAUGCCCCAUGUUUGUUUUCUCAGCCAUUAUCAGAUAGAGAAGUGCACGUUGCUUCAAAUCUGAUGUUUCUCCUGCGGAUGUGCGGAGUUUCAACUCAUUCUGAAGGAUAGCAGAGCUAUAGCGAACUGCUAAAUAUGCAGGUUUCAAUUAUGAGCAACAAGUUGCAGUUGAAUUCUCAAUUGUAAAGUUGUAAAUGAACGAUAGACGUCUUCCACCCUGAAACAUCCUGGCUCCAUCUCAGUUUCCCGGCAGAUGUUGACUCUGCGUAAUUGGUGUUGAUAACGCAAGCAGCCUUGUGUAGACUCCCUUCUUAACAUAAGAAAUCUUGCAAACAUUUCCUAAACUUAAAAGAGCCAUUGUCUCUGAUUGAUGUAAACACGUUGUCUUUCCUCAAAAGUUCAACAAUUAAUCAUUGUCAUAGUUCCUAUCAAUGUCGGCAGUUCAUCAACUUUUAAUUACAGUUCAGCAGUUUUCCAGGCAUCAGGUGUCUCCAAAAUUAGUAGCUCUCAUUCAUUCAACUUGAAUACAGUUCCAUUCAAACCAUAUAUCAUUUUUCAUUGUUAUACCCCCUCGGUAUCAAAACAUUCCCAAAAUUUGGAAGAAGCUGUUUUCCUCUGAUUUCUUGCAUCUUUGCUGUGAAACUUGGUUAAAAAAACUAUUUUGAGCAGACUUGGGAACACCCGAGAGCUACAAUAACACACACUCUUCUAGUAUUUACCGACAACUUUUCUCAGCUAUCAACAGCUACUCAAGUAUUAGCUGUCGACGGAGCAAUGUCUGGAAACUGGAGGAGACUCUAAUACAGGGGUCCUCAAACUUUUUAAUCGGAGGGCCGAUCCACAAUCCUUCAGACUGUUGAGGGGCCGGAUUAUCAUUUGAAAAAAAAAAUACAAACAAAUUCCGAUACACACUGCACAUGUCUUAUCUGUAGUGCAAAAACAACAACAACAACAACAACAACAACAACAACAAUGAAAGAACAAUACAAUAUUUAAAAAUAAAAACAAUUUUAACCCAACAUACAUUUAUCAGGAUUUCAAUGGGAAGUGUGCUCCUGCUUCUGGCCAAUGAGAUAGUCAAGUUAAUUAGGGUUGUUGUUGUUGUUGUGUGCCUUCAAGUCAUUUAGCCUAAGUCUAAAAUGUAUUUAUUUAUUAUUUAUUUAUUUACUGCAUUUAUUUACUACAUUUGUAUCACACCCUUCUCACCCCAAAGGGGACUCAAGAGUGGUUUACAAAUUAUAUGUACAUACAAUAUAUUAUAUUAUUAGCAUAGCACAAUAUUAGCAUUAUAUAUCACUAUAUUGAACUAUACCACUAUACUGUAAUAUUAUAUGUAAUAUAUAACAUAUAAUUAAUAUUAUUAUAUGGUAUUAUUAUUAGUGUUAUAUUGUAUUACAUUAUAAUAUUAUUAUCAAUAUUAUAUGUAUAUACAAUAUAUCUAUAUAUAUAAAAGAGUGAUGGCAUCACGGCAAUUCACAAAACAACAAAACUACAGGCCCCCCAACCUCGAAAUUUGACAACACAACCCAUCAUCCACGCCUCUAGGUUGAUACAACAAAAAGAAAAGAAAAAUAAAGUCCCAAUUAGAGAGAGAGGAAUAAUUGCUUUUAUCCAAUUGCUGCCAGUUAGAAGGCUAAGCUCCUCCAACUUGGGUCUCCUAGCAACCCAAUAAAAAUAAUAAAAAACACUAAAAAAUAAUAAAAAACACUAAAAAAAUUAAUACAAUAAAAUACCGUAAUAACAAAAAUAACUAAAAAUUAUACAAGAAAAUAAUAAAAUAUAAUAAAUAAAAAGAUAACUUAGAAUAAAAUUAAUUAAAAAUACAAAUAAAAAUUACACAACAAUUUUUAACCAAUACCACCACCACUUUGCCACAGCAACGCGUGGCCGGGCACAGCUAGUUAUAUUAUAAAACUGAGGGCGGGGGCCAGGUCAAUGACCUCGGAGGGCCGCAUCCGGCCCCCAGGCCUUAGUUUGGGGACCCCUGCUCUAAUGCCUGGAAUAAACAAAGGAGUUUAAGACUUCUUGUUUUCUUUAUUCUGUUUCUUCUUACCCUUCUGUCUUUCCCUGGUUAAUGGUAUAAUAUGAAAUUAAGCCCCAUGUUGUUCUCUUAGCAAUGACAUAUGGAUGCUCACCACAUUUUUGUUUUUGUGAAGCAAGAGACGCCAUUUUUAGCAGUUCGCUACAGCUCUGCCAUCCGUUGGAAUGACUUGAAUCUCUGCACAUCUGCAGGCGAAACAUCAGAUUCCUAGCAGGAAAAAUCACACUUUUCUACCUUUGUUAAUGGCUGAGAUAAAACGGAACAGCACUUUGUGUUCAUUUGAGAACUGCGCCCUGACCCUGCCUGUACCCCAAAAUCCAUGGUAUCCCAUUUCAUUCUUAUACAGAACUAGCUUCAGUGCCCAGUGUUGCCCGAGAAUAUAUUUCCUAAUGGGACAAAUCUUAACACGGAGCAUUUAUAAUCAAUAUUAUUAGAAAACACAUACCUGGGCAACACCUGUACGUAAGCUACCGUGUUUCCCCGAAAAUAAGACAGUGUCUUAUAUUAAUUUUUGCUCCCAAAGAUGUGCUAGGUCUUAUAUUCAGGGGAUGUCUUAUUUUUCAAUGAAGAAGAAUUCACAUUUAUUGCUGAACCAAAAAAUGAACAUUAUAUACUGUACAGUAGUUGUCAUCACAAACCAGCAUAACCAGACAAACUAUGAAUCCUAUCAAGAAUUUCUUGUUACUACCAUUAUUUCCAUGUACAACUGGUAUGUACAUUUACCAAUCCUGCAUGCUCUGGUGUUCUGUUUUGCAGGCGCCGGGCAUGCUUCCAAACAAAAAUUUUGCUAGGUCUUACUUUCGAGGGAGGCCUUAUAUUUAGCAAUUCAGCAAAGCUUCUACUAGGUCUUAUUUUUCGGGGAUGUCUUAUUUUUGGGGAAACAGGGUAGAUGUUAAUAAGCGGUUGGGUAAGUCCAGAACCCCCAUUGAAAUAAAUUCUUAUAUUGUUGCCUUGA
This is a messenger RNA of Anolis carolinensis (green anole), 6619 nucleotides long. RefSeq names its product zinc finger and BTB domain containing 9 (gene zbtb9). The transcript has 2 exons. Lineage: Eukaryota; Metazoa; Chordata; Lepidosauria; Squamata; Anolidae. Gene Ontology annotation, biological process: regulation of transcription by RNA polymerase II. Gene Ontology annotation, molecular function: DNA-binding transcription factor activity, RNA polymerase II-specific; RNA polymerase II cis-regulatory region sequence-specific DNA binding; protein binding. The record is from RefSeq and is a predicted model, not a curated record. The coding region runs from base 31 to 1575 and encodes 514 amino acids.